CUCCAAUGUUAGAUCACACUCACACAGCCUCACUUCUCACUACAAAUAGCUACAGGUCGCUGUCAGAGCAGCACAACACAGGUGUGACUGCUUCUGAAUGAGGGAACUUUCUCUUCCUGUUAAUCAUCUGCCUGAAACAGACAUUAAGUCCAGCCUUUAUAACAGACAUUUGACUGCUCUCCGCCUUUAUCCGCCGAGCAUCUGAGGGCGGCUUGAUUUUAAUAGCACUUUGGGACCGUCGUAAACAGAACAGAUCAGUCAGAAAAAAAAAGGCAUACACCAAGUGCGCGUCCAGAAAAAAAAAAAACAGCCAAAGCCAUGAAUUUCGAUGAAAUUCUCAGUGUCAUUGGAGGCUUUGGGAAGUUCCAGAAGAUCCUGUAUGUGUGGAUCUGUGUACCUCAGAUCUUCCUGGCGUUCCACAUGCUGGUCUCAGUGUUCACCGGGGCCGUUCCUGCUCACUUGUGCCGGGCCUGGCGGCCCUCGGCAGAAGCUCCGGGCUCUCUGAACUCCUCCAGCCUCCCCACCCCCCCCGCCGACCACUCCUGCACCAUCCACCUGAACCAGAGCGGUGCUCCCGGGGAGGGACGCCCGGCCGCGAGCUGCCAGGGGGGCUGGGAGUACAGCACCGACACAUUCCAGAGCACCAUAGUAACCGAGUGGGACCUGGUUUGUGAAAAUGCCAGCCUGAACAAUUUGGGCUCUUCCAUCUACAUGUUUGGGCUCCUUGUUGGAGCGGUUGUGUUUGGACAUUUGGCUGAUAAAUAUGGGCGCAGGAUCAUUAUUCUCAUUAGCCUGGCGAUACAAGCAACUUUCGGAGUGGCUGUUGCUUUUGCCCCUAAUUUCUACGUCUACACCGUCCUGCGCUUUAUGGUUGGAACGUCGAUCUCGGGCGUUAUCAUGAAUGCAUUUGUCCUAGGCACAGAGUGGACUGGAUUAAAACAGCGGAUGCUGGCCGGAAUAAUCACCGACUACUUCUUUGGCUUUGGAUACAUUUUACUGGCUGGAGUGGCAUAUCUCAUAAGGGACUGGCGAAAGCUGCAGCUGGCAAUAUCGGCGCCUGGUUUUGUCUUCAUUGUCUACAUCUGGGUUUUGCCAAAAUCAGCUCGUUGGUUAAUGGCCAAUGACCGAAGAGACGAAGCAUGGGAGGUGAUCCUGAAGGCAGCGCAGAUGAAUGGAAAGCCCCUCACUAAAGACCUGGAGAUGUAUCAGGUCUAUCAAACCGAAGAGAAAACCGUGGUGAAGAAAAAAUACUCAUUCCUUGACCUUGUUCGAACCCCAACGAUGAGGAAGCAGUCUCUGAUAGUCUUUUAUCUCUGGUUCGUCAAUGUGCUGGUGUACUACGGGCUGUCCCUCAACAUCUCCGACUUCGGAAUGAACAUCUACCUGACGCAGAUGAUCUUUGGCCUGGUGGAGAUGCCGGCGCGCACCAUCACUCUGUUCACCCUCAACCGCUCCCGCAAGAUCUCCCAGCUGGCUUUCCUCACCGUGGGGGGCUCCGCCUGCCUGCUCACCAUCUUCAUCCCCCACGACUUGUCUAUCCUCAAAACAGUCUUGGCCAUGAUUGGGAAGUUCGGAAUCACAGCCUCUCUGUCUAUUAUUUACGUGUACUCGGCUGAGGUGUUCCCCACUGUGAUCAGGCAGAACGGAAUCGGCAUCGGCUCCAUGUGUGCGCGGAUCGGGGGGGUCCUGGCCCCCAUGCUGUACCUUCUGAGGGGCAUCAGCCCCCACGCCCCCAUGGUGCUGUGCGGCCUCUGCCCCCUGCUGGGCUCCGCCCUCACCCUGCUCCUGCCCGAGACCGCCAACAAGCCCCUCCCCGACUCCAUCGAGGACGUGGAGGGGGUCCACCUCAGUGAGGAGGACGGUGGCGUGAGGACGGUCAUCCUGGACUCCUCCCUGAGGAACGGAGCGGUCAGCAGCCCCAGGAUGGAUUAGAGCCUUUUUUCUCUAAAGACACAAGUCUAUGCUUCCAGUGGAAGUUCAAACUAGACUUUGUUUUAACGGGUCUCUGAAAGUUACCCACCCCCUGACUUAUGAUACAACGGUAUUUUAAGUGUUUUUAUUUUUUCUUGUGUUUUAUAUGCAGUAAAUAUAUUUGAUCCAUUUUAUUGUCUUAUAUAUGUUUUUGACAGAUGAAUACAACUGAUAACAUUAAAUUGAAUAUAAAUUAAGUAUGUAAGCAAACAUAUGUCUGUGAUACGGUCUUCAGUCUCUGUGCACGUGGACGCUGGCGUUGUGAAGGAUGUGCAAAACCUAACAACCACCCAUGGACUGCAGCUAUUUACACUUGACUCACACACACUGGGCAUUAACUGCAACACGUGAGUGUGACUUUGAAAAACUUCCUGAAUCGGAAGAGUAUACUUCACAAUCUCAUCAUGUUUUGGUCACUCAAGAACUAUAAAAAGUAAAGAAACAAUGACAGAGUGAAUCAGUUUUUUAGAACAAAAUGUGUUUUAUUGUUAGAAGUUCUGGUUGAAUGUUACGGUUCAUGUGGAGAUUUCACGUCUCUGUUUACACUUUUUUUUAUUAUCACGAUUUUAUCCAGGUUUGACAUAGACAUUAUCAUAUCUGUAACUUGAAUUUUGUAACCACACAGACACAGACAUUGACAACACACUUUCAAAUCUGUUUAACGAGAGCUGAUGCGCUGAAAUUACUUACAAACUCAGCAAGCAGCUCUCCAGGUUCAGUAAAAUGAACGUACUGCUAGUUUAUCAGUGUUAAUGUGUGUGCAGAAACCUGGCGAGGAACACGAACAACAGAACAUAAAAAUGCAAGUUCACUCAUUUUCUGUGCAGUAAGUCUGUCUAUGACCUCAAACAAAAAAACAGACUAAUAAAGUGGUAGUGUUUACAGAGAUAAUCAACACAAAAGCUCACUGGUGGACAGGCUCAUCGUUUCUGAAAGUUCAUCCACAAAUACUUGAUGUUGUGUGAAAAACAUGUUUAAACUGUUCAUGUGCAUCGACUCACUUUUACAUUGAUGUUAUUGCUCUGAUUAUAUGGUGUUAAACUGACUUUAUUUGUACAAUGAAAGUUAAUGGGACAUAUGUUUAUUAAAAAUCUUAUGUAACUUUAAUAAAGCU
Menidia menidia (Atlantic silverside) is the source of this 3085-nucleotide messenger RNA. Lineage: Eukaryota; Metazoa; Chordata; Actinopteri; Atheriniformes; Atherinopsidae. The record is from the annotation of a GenBank genome assembly.